Cylicocyclus nassatus is the source of this 528-nucleotide messenger RNA. The record is from the annotation of a GenBank genome assembly. NCBI's taxonomy places the organism in Eukaryota, Metazoa, Nematoda, Chromadorea, Rhabditida, Strongylidae.
AUGCUCGAAAGUGAUAGAAACCUUCACAAGAAGCACAAGAACCCAUAUAUAUUACAUGGAGGAGAUGCCCAAAAGCGGCUUCAUGCAGCCCAACCAGGCGCCAAAGCAUUAGACCCCAUGAGACGACUCGACUCCAGGUCAUUAAUGAACGCCUCACAAAUGGCGAUUAAAUGGAAUGCAACACUUCGCCAACUUACGGCCUGCUAUGAAAGCGAGAAGGUAGCCAAAGUUGAGACAUUUUGCUACUCUCAGGAAGAAUGCGAGGUGGAAUGUGCAAAGUCGGGUAAACUAAAACUCCAAGGAUUGCUUCACUAUCACAUUCCCCACAAGAAAGAUUGGUUCGUCCCCGACCUUACCCCACUAAUCAAUGCUAUCCAAAAUAAUUGGAAAAUAGCAACGUUCGCAGUCACAUCAGCAUUGACACUAGCAUCGAUCAAACCUAGCGGCCCUAUGGUGAUUAUUAUGCUAACAAAAGGCGUUAAUCUACGCAGCUAUAGAUCACGUCUUAAACAAAGUUCUAUGUUGUAA